AUGGCGUAUGAAGAGCGACUUGGCUUCAUCGACGCACAUCUGCCUCUAAUUCUGGACUCUGCUCGAAAUCCUUUGGCCGGAUUGAAAUGGUGGACAACAUUAGAUGAACCUUUUCAAGCUCUUGCUGCUUGUUGUGAACUUUCGAAAGCGACCAAGUUAGCUAACCCCGAAGAUUUCAUCUGUCAUUUGCCGGUACAUCAAGACGGGUGCUGCAACGGGUUGCAACACUAUGCAGCAUUGGGACGUGACGUAAGCGGUGCCAAAAGCGUGAACGUUUUACCCUCUGAAGUCCCUCAAGAUGUGUACGGAGCCGUGUGCGAUAUUGUGCUGGAGAAGAUCCGGAAAGAAAAGCGGGAUGACUGUCGGGACAUUGCGGAACUGGUAGAGCCAUUGGUUAACCGAAAGGUCGUCAAGCAGACUGUGAUGACUCAAGUUUAUGGCGUCACUUAUUAUGGAGGCAUUUUGCAAAUAAGAGCCCGCUUAAAGGAAACCGAAGCCCUUGAUUCGAAGGAACUGUCACUGGCGACCUCAUAUGUUACUAAUCUUGUCUUCGCGAGUAUUGGAGAUCUUUUUGUGUCGACUGGAAAGAUCAAAACCUGGCUCAGAGAAAUCGCAAAUGAAAUUGCCAAGGCCGGGUUGCCAGUUCAAUGGGUGACUCCUUUAGGCCUGCAAGUCAUUCAAAGUUACACCAAGCGUAUGUCAAAUAAAAACUUCAUCAACAGUCCGACGAAUAACAUGGCGACGUUAAAUAUAGUUAGAACUCCGGCGGCUGCUAAACACAAGAACGCUUUUCCGCCAAACUACAUCCACAGCUUGGACGCAACUCACAUGUUGUUGACAGCUCGCUCUUGUUUCAAACAAGGAGUCACUUUUGCCCACGUGCAUGAUUGUUUUUGGACGCAUGCGUGUGAUGUUGAUGACAUGAACAAAAUAUGUCGCGAAGAGUUUAUAAACCUACAUAAACUGCCGCUAUUAGAGAAUUUCGCGGACUUCGUGACUAAUAAUUUGCUGCCUGUUAUAAAAGACGAUAGGCGAAAAGACAGACUGACAAAAUUAUUGAAAAAUAUUCCCCCAGUGGGUGAUUUGGACAUGGAAGAGGUGAAGAAGUCCGUUUUCUUCUUCUCCUAG
Molecule: messenger RNA, 1128 nt
Organism: Symsagittifera roscoffensis
Lineage: Eukaryota; Metazoa; Xenacoelomorpha; Acoela; Convolutidae
Product: DNA-directed RNA polymerase, mitochondrial-like
Exons: 1
Coding region: 1-1128 (375 amino acids)
Biological process (GO): mitochondrial transcription
Cellular component (GO): mitochondrial DNA-directed RNA polymerase complex
Molecular function (GO): mitochondrial promoter sequence-specific DNA binding; DNA-directed RNA polymerase activity
Source: RefSeq, a predicted model, not a curated record